Hypanus sabinus (Atlantic stingray) is the source of this 1862-nucleotide messenger RNA. RefSeq names its product gastrula zinc finger protein XlCGF8.2DB-like. The transcript is spliced from 2 exons. The record is from RefSeq and is a predicted model, not a curated record. Bases 1 to 1149 code for a protein of 382 amino acids. Lineage: Eukaryota; Metazoa; Chordata; Chondrichthyes; Myliobatiformes; Dasyatidae.
AUGAGGCGAAACGUCAUCAUGUCAUCGUGCGAGUGUGGAAUGAGCAGCCAGCUCAAGUUGUGCAUGGGAGAUCGAUUUCAGCAAGUUAGAGGUUUGUACAGUCAUCAGCGAGUUCACACUGGGGAGAAGCCAUUCACCUGUUCAGAAUGUGGGAUAGGAUUCACUCAGUCAUCCCAACUACUGGCACAUCAGUCAGUUCAUAAUGGGGAGUGGCCAUUCACCUGCUCAGUUUGUGGGAAGGGAUUCACUCAGUCAUCCCACCUACAGAGUCAUCAGCGAGUUCACACUAGGGAGAAGCCGUUCACCUGCUCAGUCUGUGGGAAGGGAUUCACACAGUCAUCCCAACUACAGAAUCAUCAGCGACUUCACACUGAGGAGUGGCUGUUCAUCUGCUCAGAAUGUGGGAAAAGAUUCACUCAGUCAUCCACCCUACUGAGUCAUCAGCGUGUUCACACUGGGGAGAGGCCGUUCACCUGCUCAGAAUGUGGGCAAAGAUUCACUCACUCAUCCACCCUACAGAGACAUCAGCGAGUUCACACUGGGGAGAGGCCAUUCACCUGCUCAGUCUGUGGGAAGGGAUUCACUCGGUCAUCCAUCCUUCAGAGUCAUCAGCGAGUUCACACUGGGGAGAAGCCUUUCACCUGCUCAGUCUGUGGGAAGGGAUUCACACAUUUAUCCAGCCUACAGAGUCAUCAGCGAGUUCACACUGGGGAGAAGCCGUUCAGCUGCUCAGUCUGUGGGAGGAGAUUCACUCGGUCAUCCCAACUACUGGCACACCAGUCUGUUCAUACUGGGGAGAAGCCGUUCACCUGCUCAGUCUGUGGGAAUGGAUUCACUCGGUCAUCCCACCUACAGAAUCAUCGGCGAGUUCACACUGGGGAGAAGCCAUUCAUCUGCUCAGAAUGUGGGAAGGGAUUCACUCGGUCAUCCACCCUACUGAGUCACCAGCGAGUUCACACUGGGGAGAAGCCAUUCACCUGCACAGCAUGUGGGAAAGGAUUCACUCGGUCAUCCACCCUACAGAGACACCAGCGAGUUCACACUGGGGAGAGGCCAUUCACCUGCUCAGUCUGUGGGAUAGGAUUCACUCGGUCAUCACAACUACUGGCGCACCAGUCAGUUCACAGUGGGGACUGGCCGUUGUUAUGAAUCCCUGGGUUUCGUUUGCUGUGGACUGUCAUUUUAAGAGAGAGAGACAGAGACUAGGAUGCCGACUCAGUCUGACUUGCAGCUUGUUUUCAUUGCUCGCAGCUUGUUUAGUUUUAACCGAGGACACAGACACUCAGAGUCAGACGGAGACAAAGGAGGAAAAAUGGAAGGAUCGAAACCAGGGAACUACUGGCCAAGUUCACUGUUUGGAACUUUCCUAUGCCCACAAGGAUGGGUUAAUUAUCGAUUCACCGUACAUCGAAUGUGUGGUUGUUACCUCGUUUGAUCCUUAAGAGUGGAUCGGAUUUGGCGCAUCCUGUGUUAACCCUUGUCUGGCUGUGGUGUGGUAGUUCAUGAAGACAAUACCCCUUGUGACAAGUCACUUUCGAUGAGAAUUUGUAUGUGGAUUUGGAACGAUGACGGAUAAAAUCUCCAGCAACUGUUCUCUCGCUUUACCACCGUGGAACCUGUGCAAUUCUACAUAUUUGCCUUCUCUCGCCAUUUACCCUGGAUCAUAACUCUCUCUCUCUCUCUCUCUCUCUCUCUCUCUCAUCGCCUAUUCUGUAGUUGAACUGAACUUUCAUACUUUACCAUCUCAAGACUGUAAGCCUUGUUUCCCCCGAGCUCAAUAGUUUGGGAGUUACAUUUACACACAUUUAUAAACUUAACACUGUUAACUUCUGUUUAUCUUGUUUAAGUUGCAAUUUUACAAG